UAAGUUCAUAAUAAACUCACUUUCCCUCCUUUUCUUGGCACUUCAUAUUUUCCCAUCUCCCAGACUCCUCCCUUGUGAGUAACUGCAACAUGAAGGUAUCAUUGUCUCCCAAGGUCAGAAAACGUAUGGAGGGUCUCAGACAUCUUCAGAGCCAACAUGAUGAGCUGGAGGCACAGUUUCUUGAGGAGAGAAAGGCAUUAGAAGCUAAAUACCAGAAGCUUUAUCAACCGCUCUACACUAAGAGAUUUGAGAUUGUGAACGGUCUAAAAGAAGUUGAAGGGGCCACGCCUACUGAAUUAGCUGGAAUAAAAGAGGAUCAAGCUACAGACGAGAAGGGGGUGCCUGAAUUCUGGCUCGCUGCAAUGAAAACUCAUGAAGUACUAGCAGCGGAGAUUAAGGGACGAGAUGAAGGAGCUCUGAAGUUCAUUAACGAUAUCAAGUGGUCGAGACUUCAAGAUCCUGAGGGUUUCAAGCUGGAGUUUUACUUCAAUCCUAAUCCUUACUUCAAAAAUUCUGUCCUGACAAAGACCUAUCGCAUAAUUGAUGAACUUGAUCCUAUUUUGAGCCAAGCAAUUGGGACGGAAAUUGAAUGGUAUCCUGGGAAAUGCUUGACGAAGAAGGUGAUUGUGAAGAAGAAACCAAGAAGGGGGUCAAAGAUUGCCAAAACCAUCACAACAAUUAAGAAGAGUGAAAGUUUCUUCACAUUCUUUACUCCUCCUCGGAUCCCUGAGAACGAGGAUGACCGAGAUGAUGAUGCUUAUGAUGAACUUCAGGACAUGAUAGAACAGGACUACAUUGUAGGUAUGAUUAUUCGGGACAAAACCAUUCCUCAUGCUGUGUCAUGGUUUACUGGAGAGGCUACCAAGAACGAUGAGGCUGAGAAGGAAGGGGAAAGAAAAGAAGGCGUGAAGAAGGACGUCAAUGAAGACCAUAACGAGGAAGAGGGGGGAAAGGGGGCCCUAAAGAAGGGCGUCGAAGAGAAAGAGGCAGAAAAACAGGUCGAGAAGAAGAAGAAUGGAGGAGCACAAAUCCAGGAAGGUCAGAAGAAUGGAGGAGCACAAAUCCAGGAAGAUCAGAAAAAGGAGCUCCCUCCUGAGUGCAGGCAACUGUAGUUUUGGGUCACACUUGCACACAAAUGACAGGAGCAGCUUAAAGAUUGGAGCACCAACGGUGGCCCGGUUGAUCAAAAGCUUUAGCUCUCUGGCAUUGGUUACCUAUCUAUCAUUUACAUACAUCUAUACUGCCUGUGUUCUUUUCCUUUCUUUUCUUUUGUUUUCUUUCAUAGUUAUUUUUAUUUUUUCUUUUUCAUUUUAGGAAUUUUUUUUUUCCUAUUUUUAGAUUAAAGUUUCUUACAAUGUAUUUUUUUUAUUUUAUCACUUAAAUCAAUUAAAAGUUCGUAAUUUUAUUAAGAAA
This is a messenger RNA of Populus nigra (black poplar), 1413 nucleotides long. RefSeq names its product nucleosome assembly protein 1;2-like. The transcript is spliced from 9 exons. Gene Ontology annotation, cellular component: chromatin; nucleus. Gene Ontology annotation, biological process: somatic cell DNA recombination; nucleosome assembly. The record is from RefSeq and is a predicted model, not a curated record. Gene Ontology annotation, molecular function: histone binding; chromatin binding. Lineage: Eukaryota; Viridiplantae; Streptophyta; Magnoliopsida; Malpighiales; Salicaceae. Bases 90 to 1112 code for a protein of 340 amino acids.